Klebsormidium nitens is the source of this 1628-nucleotide messenger RNA. The record is from the annotation of a GenBank genome assembly. NCBI's taxonomy places the organism in Eukaryota, Viridiplantae, Streptophyta, Klebsormidiophyceae, Klebsormidiales, Klebsormidiaceae.
AUUUAGGGUUCAACCUUCUCUUCCAAUUUUGAGAUCGCUCAGCCUCGCUGGCAUUGCAAACUAACUAAUAUGCAAAAGGAGAAAAGCGGCAAAGAAAAGUUUCUAGCAUGUCUGGCAUUAGGUCACGGUGCUUCUGAUGAAAGAGCAGGUGCUUCUGAUUCCUUUGUACCACCACUGAUAUCUAAAGUUGCCCAAUUGUUUCGAGUAGCCCCUCCAUCUGAUGAAGCGAAAACUGUUUGGAUCUCGGCCUCAAGAUGACUUUGGGGACGUGUUCGCUGACCUCAGCGAGGACGAGUUGCUUGACCAUGGCACAAGCUCUGGGAAAUUCUUGGACUUCUUCACAGAGGCUGACGUCAGACGGUUGCUUCAAGCUUCUGAAGUGUUUCAGACGAUUGAAAGAAAGAGGGGCCAUGCUGACCUCACACUGUCGCUUGACCUGAGCGACUCAUUUGUGCAUAAACUGUAUCUGCAUAGUCCAAAGACUGAGGAGGCGCUCUGUGAGCUGUUUUUGCGGGUCACAAAAAGUACAGACAAUUUCAAGGCUCUUGAUGACAGCGCCCGAUCGGCAGUGGCGGCGGGCGCGAGCUUCGUCAAGGGCUGGGCCAAAACGCACGGCCCGCUGCGCAUGCUGGCGAUCGAGUGGAUGCUGUUACAGGACCCCUUCAAGAGCGCUGCGGGAGUCAAGCUGCUGCCAGGCCAGAAGAUGAUUGGGCUGGGCUGCGCGCAAGAAGUCGUGACCUUCAUUCGCAUGCUGGCGGAGGAGCUGGGCGUCGACGGGCUUAUGAACAAGCCGCUAUACUUCCACAACGCAUUUUUGUACUCGCCGUUCUACACCUUCAUUAACCCGGAGAUUGAAGGGGCGUUUCGGAUACUGGUUACUGACUUGGAAGACGACAUUCGGGAACGCGGACCAGGGACCGUGUCGCACGCAAUCAACUACGGGGCGCUUAAGCACCGACCGAGCGGGGCGGUCGUGGCGUGGACGCACGAAGAGCAGGUUCGGCCGCUCGGAUCAAAGUUGGAAGACCUGUUCUCUUCGCCGGCGUUCGACUCCCUCCUCAAAAGUCGCACGAGCGAAGCGGAGACCGCUCAAGGCGACGCUGGACCUAGCGACAGGGGAAAGGAAGCGAAAACGGAAAGGGAAUCGGACUCUGGAGGGCCACAUGCCUCUCAAGAGGGGCAUGUAGAAUCGGAUGGGAAUUCAGGAAGGCACCUUGGGGAUGGAACGGAAACGGACUCCGGUAGAGAAGCGGAACUGCUAGCGGCGGAAGGCAUGGCACUGCAGAACGGCAGGGGAGGGUCGGAGGACGAUUUGCAGGGAAGGGCGACCAGCACGACCUCGCGGGAGCCUUCCUUGUCGCUUUUUAAGGCGGUCCUCGACGAGUUUCGAGCCAAGAAACGGGAACCUCGGCAUCGAGAGCCAGUGUUUAUCAUUGAUUGGGAUUUGACCGUUGAAGAUAGGACGUCCGUUGAGGACAGAUUAAAGGGCGCCCUUUCAUUCAAAGAAGUUUGCGGGCUGACUCAUUGAGGUGUUGAUGCACUCGAGGGUGCUCAUUUUUGUACGAUACUCGCUGCUGAGACAAUAGUAUCUGAGUUGCUUACGUGAAUCAACAUUUGCCGGGAUUAUG